Radiomyces spectabilis is the source of this 1587-nucleotide messenger RNA. Its product is annotated as P-loop containing nucleoside triphosphate hydrolase protein. The coding region runs from base 1 to 1587 and encodes 528 amino acids. The record is from RefSeq and is a predicted model, not a curated record. The transcript is spliced from 10 exons. NCBI's taxonomy places the organism in Eukaryota, Fungi, Mucoromycota, Mucoromycetes, Mucorales, Radiomycetaceae. Gene Ontology annotation, biological process: translational elongation. Gene Ontology annotation, molecular function: GTPase activity; GTP binding; translation elongation factor activity.
AUGGAGGCGACGCCGGAAGACAUUGAAUACAUACGCUCCCUGAUAAGCAAACGGUUGGAGCAAGGACGAGGCGAAGCGUUAUUUGAAAUCGGUUUGGAAGAGGACGAUUCUUCCAUGCACCUUACCAAAGAACAGUACCAGAAAUGCCUGACAACGCUCGAACUAGUCAUGGUCGAUCUUCAUGCUGACUUUGCCGAUGUCGAUGAAAUAAACUUGCUGGAUCAAACAGACAGUCAAACAACAAAAAUGUCAACGAAAUCUCUAGAGGACGGCGUAAUUGGGCAUGUUAUGAUCAGAAAACGUCCUAAAUCAGUACAAGACAUGCUGGAAAUUCGAAUAGCUGUAGUUGGCAACGUAGACGCUGGCAAGUCCACAUUACUGGGUGUACUUACAAAAGGUAUCCUUGAUGAUGGUCGAGGCAAAGCCAGAGUGAACCUAUUCCGCCACAAGCACGAAAUAGAAUCUGGGCGAACGUCCAGUGUCGGCGGCGAAAUCUUAGGGUUCGACUCCAAAUCACACCCCAUCCUUCACCCCAGUGCAUCUGGUCGCAAGCUUACUUGGGAGGAAGUGUGUAGCCGAGCAGCCAAAGUAUUAAGUUUCGUGGAUUUGGCGGGGCACGAGAAAUACCUGAAGACCACCGUGCUUGGCAUGACAGGCAGUGCUCCCGAAUUUGUUAUGCUAAUGGUUGGCGCUAACGCAGGCAUGAUCGGCAUGACCAAAGAACAUCUUGGUAUUGCCCUGUCACUAGGUAUACCGGUCCUUGUUGUUGUUACAAAGAUCGAUCGGUGUCCCCCGAAUAUUCGAGAAAAGACGAUCAAAGAACUCACAUCAAUAUUGAAAUCCAAGUCUUGUCGAAAAAUCCCGCUAUUUGUGGAAAACAGCCAUGAUGCAGUAAUGACAGCACAAAACUUUGUCAGCGAACGUCUAUGUCCCAUUUUCCAGAUCAGCAACGUGACAGGCGAAGGGCUUGAUUUACUACGGAAUUUCCUCAACAUUUUGCCAUCCAUGACCAAAUACGAUACAAGUCUUCCAUUCCACUACGAGGUCAACGAAACAUACUCUGUGCCUUUUGUGGGUACAGUAGUUAGUGGGAUCCUAAAAACUGGAAUGAUUCAUGUGGGUGAUCGCGUGUUGAUCGGUCCAGAUUCUACCGGUCAAUUUAUUCCUACCACCAUCAAAGGCAUUCAUCGAAAGCGGGUGUCAGUUCCGGUUGCAAAGGCGGGUCAGAGCGUCACGUUUGCAAUAAAAAAUAUCCGACGGAGCACGAUCCGCAAAGGCAUGGUGUUGCUGAAUUACGAUAAAGACCAACCUAUGCCUAAGGCUUCUCGGAAGUUCGAAGCGGAGAUCCUCGUACUAUACCAUUCAACGACUAUCAAACAAAAGUAUCAAGCAAUGGUCCAUUGUGGUGCGGUACGACAGACUGCCAGUAUUGUGAACAUGCAGAAUACGGUAUUAAGGACGGGUGACCGUGCUAAAGUGCAAUUUGAGUUUGUGAAAAAUCCAGAAUAUUUGGUGGAAGGCACACGGCUGAUAUUCCGUGAAGGGCGUACGAAAGGUGUGGGGAAAAUCACCCGACUAUUAGCAUAG